ACAGGUUGUUGUCACUGUCACAAAUUAUUUUCCAAUUUCUUAUCUUCAAUUUUAAAUUGAGGAAACCGAUUAUUUGUGAUUGUUACAAAGAGCAUUAUAUGGUUUAUUAUUACCAUAAUUAUUAUAACAAAAAAGAUCAAGGAUGAUAUACUUAUUGAGUAUAACAAAUAAGUGUUCUUUUUAUUAAAAUAAUGUACUAAUUGUUUGGUUCCAUGCAGUCUUGUUAUCUGACUUCUGUAGGCUGUGACCGGGAAAAUGAAUUUUAGUAAACCAUGAUCUUCGUCAUCUUAGGCAAAGAGAAAGAUUUAUUUGCAAAGAAUUGAGAUUGUGGAAAAUAUCUUAGUGCUCACGGAAUUAAAUCAAUCAUGUCUCACAAAAAAGGUGAUUUGAAGGUUUAUUGGAAUAAAAUUACUUACGCUUUUCCUAUACUGAACGACAAUAUCUUCAGUGACUGCACAAACGCCGAAUACGAUGAAGUGCAACACAUAAUUGUUGGUUUAGGUGUACAAAUAAAGAUUCGCGAUCUGGUGUUGAUACACAUUGAGAAACACCUACGGCAACACGUCGCGCCGAAGUUCUGGUCUAAAUUCAUCAAAGUCAAUGAAGAUGUUAGAGGCUUUCAGUUGUUCAAGUCUGCUGUCAAUGAUCUUUAUGAAGCAGUUUCUAGUUUCUCAUCAAUGAUGUGUCGACUCACUAUUUUGAACAACAGUUGUAAUGAUAAUAAACCAAUUUAUGGUGAGAAGGAUGUUGUGCUGGGAUUCAAACAACUUGUUAGAGCUACAUUGCUGUCUCAACUGCCUUUAGACUUUCAAGUUAUCAUAAACCAUUUUUAUAAAAUAUCUUUUAAUGUUUUUGAUAAUGAAUAUGAAAAUUCCGAUAUGAGUGAAGAUAUAAUGUGUUCUGGUUGUGGAAAUGAGUAUGCUGAUUGUAAUUGCGCUUACAUUGUAAAAGUGUUCCAUGAAACUAACAGAAAACUAAUGGAUUUGCAGUUACUAGAAAGAUUAACUGGACAAGUCUUGACUAACUUUAUACAGUUGAGGAUAGAAUCUCACAUACAAAAAUUAUGUACUGGUACUUUUGACGUAUCACAUGUUGGCUUUUUGGAGAACUGGCUUGACACUACAGUCAUGUCAUGGCUCACCAGAAUUUACUGUGGAGGUUCAUCCAAACCACCUCCAGAUGAUAAAAAUAUACAAAAUGCAAUAUCAAAAUUCAAGCAAAAGCUGCGGUACUUUUUAUACCAUAGCUACACAAAAUUAAGAAUAGACCAGCUGUUCAAUAUUAUUAUUGAGUAUCCCGAUUCCCAACCUGCUGUGGAUGAUAUAAAGUUUUGUUUAGACAAAACUGACUUAAGAUCUACUUUAUGCAAGAAGUUGCAAAAUGCUUUGGAAACAAGAUUGCUGCACUCUGGAGUCAAUACUCCUGACAUACUUACUGCUUACAUAUCUACUAUAAGAGCCUUGAGGCAUUUAGAUCCUUCUGGGGUCAUACUUGAAACUGUCACAAAGCCUGUUCGUAAUUAUUUAAGAAAUAGGGAGGAUACAGUAAGGAGUGUUGUGAGCAGCCUCACUGAGGAAGGAGCAGGUAGUGAGUUAGCAGAGGAAUUAGCAAAGUACACUGGGGAGCCAGAAGGUGAUGCAGACAAUGAUGAGGCAUGGGAUGAAUGGAAUCCAGACCCAGUAGAUGCUGACCCUAAAGUUGAUCCUAAAGACAGAAGGACAAGUGAUAUUAUAUCCAUGCUAGUAAAUGUAUAUGGCAGUAAGGAAUUAUUUGUAAAUGAAUACAGAACUCUGUUAGCUGACCGGCUCUUAGCCCAAAGUGUUAUAAACACUGAAAAAGAAAUAAGGUAUUUAGAAUUAUUAAAAUUGAGGUUUGGAGAGGCACAGUUGCAUUUCUGUGAAGUUAUGCUUAAAGAUAUAUCAGAUUCAAAGAGAAUAAACUCUCUGAUUCAUCAAGAUAGCAGUAUAGAAGAACUAAACAAGGAGUUUGUGUCAAAUGCUAUGAUCUUGUCUGCACAAUUUUGGCCACCUUUCAAGGAUGAAAAUUUGGAACUACCAGAUGAAAUCAAAAGGCAUUUAGAAGCAUACACAAAGUCAUAUGAAGCUCUCAAAGGCAACAGAACAUUGAGUUGGAAACCACAUCUUGGCAAUGUUAAUAUUGAAAUAGAGAUUGGCGAGAAAAAACUAGACUUGACAGUCUCACCAUUCAAUGCAACAUUGAUAAUGCAUUUUCAAAAUAAGCCCCAGUGGUCCAUUGAAGAACUGCAUCAAGUUAUGAAAGUGCCAGUGACUGUUUUAAGAAGGAAAAUAACUUACUGGCAAACAAUGGGACUGAUCAUGGAAAAAGGAAGUGACUAUUUUGUUUUAGCAGAUGAAACAGAGAACAAAGCAAAUGUUUCUGCCAAUCAAGUUCAAGAGAUGAUUUGUGAAGAUGAGGAGACAGAGAGUGUCAUGGCUUCCGGCUCAUGACCAGCGGAAGGAGAACUUCAAGUAUUCUGGUCUUACAUUGUUGGCAUGUUGACAAACUUGGACUCUUUGCCUUUGGACCGCAUACACCAGAUGUUGAAGAUGUUUGCAUCACAAGUCCCUGGUACUGAAUGUAGUCUGCAGGAAUUGAGACAGUUUCUAGACACCAAAGUGAGGACCCAUCAGCUGGUGUUGCAAGGUGGCCUGUAUAAAUUACCUAAAACUAUUGGUUUGAGGUAAAAUGUUAUGGGAAAAAUUGCUUCAUAGAUGUAUGUGUAUUCUAGUAAGCAUUAUAAUUUUGUAAAAUGA
Manduca sexta (tobacco hornworm) is the source of this 2774-nucleotide messenger RNA. RefSeq names its product anaphase-promoting complex subunit 2 (gene morula). Gene Ontology annotation, biological process: ubiquitin-dependent protein catabolic process. The transcript has a single exon. NCBI's taxonomy places the organism in Eukaryota, Metazoa, Arthropoda, Insecta, Lepidoptera, Sphingidae. Gene Ontology annotation, cellular component: anaphase-promoting complex. Gene Ontology annotation, molecular function: ubiquitin protein ligase binding. The record is from RefSeq and is a predicted model, not a curated record.